This is a messenger RNA of Salvia miltiorrhiza (redroot sage), 754 nucleotides long. RefSeq lists its product as uncharacterized. The transcript is spliced from 2 exons. NCBI's taxonomy places the organism in Eukaryota, Viridiplantae, Streptophyta, Magnoliopsida, Lamiales, Lamiaceae. The record is from RefSeq and is a predicted model, not a curated record. Bases 16 to 378 code for a protein of 120 amino acids.
AAAAGGUACUCCGACAUGAUGAGCGACUACAAGAAAGAGCUCAAGGAGUGUACUCGCCAAGGGAGAGAGAUGUCUAGACCCGUCUGGAUGACUCCCGAUUUCUGGACUGGACUCCAGGAAUACUGGCAGCGUCCCGAGGUUGAGGCUGUUUCUACACGAGCACGUGCCAACUGGAUGUCCGAGCCCGAUGGGGAGGGUACAUGGAUCAGUAGGCACGUGGGCGGGUCUCAGUCGACUCGUAUCCUGCAGCAGUAUAUGAGCUUGGAGCCUGAUUUUCCCCAGGAUGCACCGAACUAUGCCACCUUCCUCCGCCUCCACAUGUACGCCGAUGGAAGUUAUACGUCGGAGAGAGAUGCAAGAAUUGACGUAAGUGUUUAAGUUUAUUCAAAUAUUUAGUGAAUGUAUUUAUUUUCUAACAAUUAUGCAUUGUUAUGUAUGAAUUAGGCCGAGGUUCAUCGACUGGCCGCUGCCACAGGACGAGAGUCACGGCUAGAUGAGGUGUAUUUGGAUGUGGUGCAUCCGGAUAGGUCACGGAUCUACGGCGUCGGGAGUGCCGGGCAGAGUCAGGCUAGUAGGGGGUCUAUCCGCAGCACGGGCACUUCUGCGGUGUCUCAGCAGCUUUAUGAGAUACGGAUCUCCACGCUGGAGGAGCGAUGGGCGGCAGAGCAAGCAGAACGCCAAGCCAUGCAGGAGCGCAUGGCUCAAAUGGAGGCGUUUAUGAGGAUGUAUAGUGGUCAGCCAGCUCCAUCCCCUG